CGCACGACCCUCCGUCCUCGUCCGUCCCUCGGCUCCACCCGUCAUCUCCGUAAACACCGUAUUGUACACGACCCUUUCACCCCUACGCCGUCGCCGCAUUCAACAAGCUAUUUUUAUCCCCGGCAUACCCGCACGCACACACACUCGACAUACCCAUGUAUAUUGCCUACUAUAACUACUACUACUACUACCACUACUACUAUUAUUAUCAAUAACUACAACGUUCGUUCCAUUGCCGAAUUUUUCGUCUUCUUCGCCCAGCACUGCGGCAACGAAAUGAUCCCGCAGCCGGCUCUCCCCCUUCCGCCGUCCAUGUAACAUCAGCAGCGGCACCGGCACCUUAGGAUUCAGUGGGCCAUCUUCCUUUUGACGUUGUCGUCCUUUUCCCUUCACAAUAGGGUGGGAAAAAAACCGGUGUCGGUUGCCUACCUGUUCAGAAAACAUCCCCUCCGCGACGACGACAAUAGCCAUGGAUACUGCUGACCUAUACACCGACGGCGGUUACAUUCCGAAGGACGCCUACAAGUGAGUACACCACCUACCCCCCGUACUACACCUACAUACGGCACAACGACAACAACAACGUGUUUGCUGCAGCGGUGUGUUGGUGAUACGUUUUACUUUAUUCAAAUAAUAUUGAAGUAGAUUAUUUUUAAUACGUACGUAGGGACACCGUGAUUAUUGAUUAGACCCGUAUAAUAAUAAUUGUAAUAAUUAUAUCGCGCGCGUCACACUUAUCCCUGUAUAUCAUAACAUAACGCCCGCGUAAACUAGUCGUGUGCAAUCCAUCAUGCCGGGUGUUUGCAGUGAUCAGAGUUUUUUCAACACCACCGUCUUACCGUUACUGGGAGCCGGCCGCGAGGGUGACCUGUGCGAGUGGCUCAAGAAGAACGGUCUCAUAGCCAAGGAACAGAAAUGCCUCAACACCGAAUGUCUGGCCUCCGAAAAAAUGCAGUGGCAUCGCGCACGUGUCAUUGAUAAAUUCAAUUGGGUGUGUUUGGACUGUAAGAAAAAAUUACCGGCCAGACACGCGUCGUUCUUUGCUGACUUCAAGUGUGAGUUAGGCUAUGCGCUCAAAGUCAUCAAUGGUAAGUGCGGUAGCAUUGUAUUUGAUACCUAAGUACUUUAGUAGGUUUUACUAUAGUCAUCACACUUUACUCAAUAUUCGACAGGUUGGUGUAAGAACUUGCCGCUCAGUGAUGUCGGUGGUGAAGGCAGGACCAAAGUCAACGUUGCCAAACGUAUUUACACUGCAUGCGCUCAAGUAGCCGAGUGGCAAUUGAAAAAGAUUGUUGGCGACUUCAAACUGGGUGGCACCGAAAUCGUUGUCAUUGUAGACGUGUUUCCGGAAGGCAAUAUGAGUUUAGAAGUACCAGCCACAUCUCAUAAUAACAAUUUUUCCAAACGUGUACUCUGUAUGGCUGACACUGGGCACGUUCCUGUCCGUGUAUGGGCUAGUCUUUUAGAAGGAUCCAAUAAGGUAUAAAACUAUCAAUAAUAUAAUACCUAUAAUAAUUUUAAAACUUUGCUUUUAUUAAUUCUCUUAUGGUUUUUAAUUCAGGAAAAUCAUAAAAUUGUAGAAAUGGUCAAAAAUCGUGUAAUACCUGGUUCUACUAUUGUGACAAAUGAUUUAUUAUUCCCAUUAUUGCAUAGUUUACCAGGAUUAGGAGAUGUCAUUAGCACAGAAGCAUUAAUGAACUUAGACAGCAACAAUGAUCAAAAGUCUUUGAAAAAUUUGCGUUAGUUUCUAUUUGAGAUUCAAGUAAUUCAAGUUAUCAAAUCAAAGUAAUAUAUUAUAUUUUUAUCAUAUUUAGAAACUAUUUGGGCCGAUACUGUAGAAGCAUGCAUUCAGUUGCAAGACAUGUCUACAACAAAUGCCGAACAGCAUCUUUAUGAACUGCAAUGGAGACAGAUGUUCAAACCUACUGCAUUUCAAUCCAUUAUAAAACAAAUCGUUGAAUACACGUCUUACCAUAACCCACUGUAUGCACCAUUGCCGAGCAUUUGGCCUUCAAAUUAAAAAAUUGACAAGUACAAAUAUUAGUUUAUUACUAAAUUGACGAGUAUCCUCAAUUUAUUUUUAAACUAUCUGAAUUGGGUUUUAUUUAAAUAAUUUUUCUUUAACAAAAACAUAAUACCAGAAUAAUUAUUGAUAAAGACUGGUAUGUGGCGGAAAUUUUUUUUUUUAAUAUUUGUUACUUUUAAAUGAUAAUUUGUUGCCAUUAUCUCAUAAGUAAAACUUAACAGUUAUAAUAAUAAUAAGCAAUAUUAAAUUAAUGAUUUUUAAAAGAUACAGGGUAAUUUAUCAGCUACAACCAAAACAAAACUCAGGGUCUUUUUUAGUAUAACUUUAUUUUUUUGUCAUAAGCGCAUUUGUGAUUUUUUACCAAUAUUUAAGAAUUGUUAUUGGAAACCAGGGUUAAAUAUUUUUAACAAACGUGGAUUUAAUACCUAUGGUAGAUAGUUACUCCAUUUUUAAAUGCUUUUUAUAUUUUACAUCACAUUAUUUGUACAAAAAAAAAAAAUAGUUAAGUUAAAUAUAGGUAUUUAGUUUAUACGAUUACUUAAAAUUAUAUAAAAUAAAUUAAAUCUUCAUAUUUGCAAAAAGUCAUAAAUAUAUUUUAUAUUCAAUACUAUUUUAUUGAAUAUAAUAUUAUAUUAUGUAAUGCACAAAUUAUUCAGUGUUAAAUUUAAUUUUAAUUUACUUUUUUUUUUAUUUUUACUGUUUAUUAAUGUACAAUUUUUAUUAUUUAGCCAAAAGUAAAAUGAUUAGUUAAGCAUUUAAGUUCAUUAAUACUAUUAUAAAUUAAGAUGAAACAGUUUAUUUUUUAAAAUUUAAAUAUUGUUAAAAAAAAAAGAAUAAAUUCCAUAUUUAUUUUUUAGAGAAUUUAACAAAAAUAGUCAUCUAUUUUAUGUUUUAACAUUUUAUACGUCCAUAAAUUGUUCAAUUAUUUUAUAUAUCAAAUGAUUUAUCAUUAAUUGUCUUAAAAAAUUUUAAUAUAUAUUCCAUAACUAUUUUUAUACUUAUUGACGGCAAUUAUAGAAUUUAUUAUUAUACUUGCCUUUUUACCAUUAAUGUGAUACGAUUUUAAGCUCAAAUCGUUCAAACUGUUUAAUUUCUAUACAAAUUUGUUAUUUUAUUUAAAAAAAAAAAGCAAUAAUAAUAAUAUAACACUAUAUACUGCUCAACAAUAUGAAAUUAUAUUAUUAUAUUUUUAAUAAUUUUUAAUCGGUUAGUUAGUUUCUUUAUAUAUUUUCAAAUUGAGUUUAUGUAAAGCAAAUUUUUACUAAUACUUAAGUUUUUAUUGUUUUAUUAUUAAUAUUAUUUUAUUAUCAUAUUGCUGUUGUGUUUACUGUUUUUUUUUCAAUAUUAUAGACAGCCUAUACCAAAGGUUUUAAUUUUAUCAUUUGUAAUUAUUUCUCAUAAUUUUAAAUUUUUAACGUCCUAAAAUGUAGUAAAGAAAAGACUACUCAAUUUGUUUCAGUUAAAAUUAUUAACCAGUUAAAAAUAUAGUUAUUUUUUUUUUUUUUUACAAUAACUCAAAAACAAAAAUACUGUUGAAGUUUUUUUUUUAUUAUAAUAUUGUAGUUAGUUCCUAAAAUUUGAAAUGAGGUUGUUUAUUUUAAUAAUUGUAAUAUUAAUUUUUUCCUGCCUUUUUUUUUUAUCAUUAACUUUAAUAAGUAUGAUUAUUUUGACAAUUUUAUUGAAUAAUAAUUAUUAUCUAAAUAAUAAUGUUGGACAUUUUUAAAUAAAUAAUUAUGUUAGCUGAUAUAGUAUUAAGUAUUUUGUUUUUUUUUUUUUACUAUAUUAAUUAAACUAAUAUUAGUACAAUUGGUAAAUGUGAAAUUGACUGUCUUCCACUGACCAGUUGCCUUAUAUUAUACAUAUUUACAAAUGUUUUAAAAUUUGCAAUCAAAUUGUGACAAUCAUUCAUAAAUUAGUUAAAUAAAAAUUAUGUUUCACAAGUAUUAAAUACUGGUUUUACUUUUUCUAUAAUAUUUUUGUAUGGUGUUACUACACCAUAAAAAUUAAAUUAUAAUUAAUAUAUUAUCAUGUGCUUCUUCACUUAGUGAAUUGUUUGUUUCCGAAUUAUCUAAUAAAGAAUUCAACAUCAAUAUUUUUUUCUUUUGUCGAUUAACUUGUUGGGUUAAUGUUUUAAUUUUUCGUCUUUGUUGUACCAUUUUCAACUUUGCCAUCUUAAAAUAUAUUUUUGCUUGUUCAGGUGUGCUCAAAUCAGAUGUAGUGAUGUCACCUAUAAAACAUUUUCUUUUUCUACGUUUUGAUGUUUCUGAAAAAAAAAAAAACAUACUAUAAA
Messenger RNA from Cinara cedri, 4316 nucleotides. Lineage: Eukaryota; Metazoa; Arthropoda; Insecta; Hemiptera; Aphididae. The record is from the annotation of a GenBank genome assembly.